AUGUCCACUCAGACCCAUUCCAUGUCUUACCUCAUACAGGACUUUUCUCAGGUUUUUUUUUUUUCCUUUUCCAGAAAGAAAAAAGACCAGGACCCAAAACCAGCAACACAUCACACGACAAAUCACCAAGGGGGGAAAGAAACAAGAGGGGGAAACCGAGAAAAAGACAUGUUCACAGUGUCACACCCUUCACCGCAUGAGGCGGCGCGAAUCGCCUCAAUCCACAUCUCCUCAAUGUCGUCGAACCCGCUACUGCAUCUGCAAUUCCCCACCCCUGCCAGCCUCGCAGACCUCCACGACCAUCUCGCCAAAGACACCCUCCGCCACCUCGCAGCAUCGCGGGUCCUCGUCGCCCGCAGCAGCAGCAGCGACGGCGUCGGCUGUGACAGCGCACCAUCAUCAGAGGCAGGCGGCACCAUCGCUUCGUUUGUGAAAUGGGACGUCGUCGGAGUGUCCACCACACUCGGCUCGCGACGCUUAGAAGCGGGUGAGUCUCGUCAUACAGGAGAACACCAAGGGCACGAAGACGAAGAGGAGGAGGAGGAGGAGGGCGACGAAGACGAGGAGUGGCCCGAAUCGGCGAACCAAGAAUACCUCACCGCCUACUCAUCCGCAGCGUCAACCGCUCGUCGGGAAGCAAUUGGCUCCCGGCCAUUCGUCCGUGAGUGA
This is a messenger RNA of Colletotrichum truncatum, 669 nucleotides long. Its product is annotated as GNAT family acetyltransferase. Lineage: Eukaryota; Fungi; Ascomycota; Sordariomycetes; Glomerellales; Glomerellaceae. The record is from RefSeq and is a predicted model, not a curated record.